Messenger RNA from Coniosporium apollinis CBS 100218, 2052 nucleotides. RefSeq lists its product as uncharacterized. Gene Ontology annotation, molecular function: antiporter activity; xenobiotic transmembrane transporter activity. Gene Ontology annotation, biological process: xenobiotic detoxification by transmembrane export across the plasma membrane. The transcript is spliced from 5 exons. Lineage: Eukaryota; Fungi; Ascomycota; Dothideomycetes. Gene Ontology annotation, cellular component: membrane. The record is from RefSeq and is a predicted model, not a curated record. Bases 1 to 2052 code for a protein of 683 amino acids.
AUGUCCUCUCAACCAAAGCCUGUUCCCAGCGCAUCCGUCCCCUUCAACACGUCCCUCCGCUCUCAACUGGGCUCCUUCACCGCCUCCUCACCCCUCGCCUCCGCCUCAAUCGCCCGCGACAUCGAAGAUGGCGCUUCAAGCCCGCACUCCUCUUCUAGCUCCUCAGACUCCGAGUCCACGGUCCGGCCCACCCAUCACGACCUCGCAGGCACCUACCGCCGCCCGAGUUUCAUCGCCGCGGGUCCGCGGCCCACCAUCGCGGCGCUCUCGCUGCCUGAGCAGGGGUAUUUGAGCAGGAGGGAACGGGAGGCGGUGAGGGUGGAGGAGAGGAGUUUGUUGCGGGACAACAACCUCAUUCCGCCGAAGCAUCCGCGGCGGGGGAGUGAGAGCUCGCGAGGCGCACGGGGCCCUGGGGCCGGAAAACGGCUUUCGGUGCCGGGCUUGAGGCGAUGGGUCGCGCAUCCUGAGGAGGAUGAGGAGGAAGAUGGGGCUGCUGAGAGCAGCGAUGCGGACAGGCAAGACGGUGCCGUGCCACGGGAGGCGGGGGAGACGAUGGCGUUGUUGGGAGGGGAUCCCACGCUGCCGUAUGGCGGGCAGGACUCGCGGGAGAUUAUUGAUAAGAAGUGGGAGGAGGCGGUUGCGGCGGGGCAGAUCCAUACGACGUGGCAGCGGGAGGCGAAGGUGCUGGCGAAGUACUCACGGAGUCUGAUCUUGACGUUCAUUCUGCAGUACAGCCUUACGGUCGCGAGUGUGUUCACGGUCGGGCACAUUGGGAAGGUGGAGCUGGGGGCAGUGAGUUUGGCGAGCAUGACGGCCAAUAUUACAGGCUACGCCGUCUACCAAGGCCUUGCAACCAGCCUCGACACCCUCUGCGCGCAAGCUUACGGCUCCGGCCGCAAAAAACUUGUAGGCCUGCAGCUGCAGCGCAUGGUGUACUUCUUGUGGUGCUGCACGAUCCCCGUCGGCGUGAUCUGGCUCAGCGGGACCGCGAUUUUGAACGCCAUCGUGCCAGAGCCCGAGACCGCCGUGCUAGCCGGACUGUACCUGAAGGUGAUCCUGGCGGGGGCGCCGGGCUAUGCGGCGUUCGAGUGCGGGAAGCGGUUCGUGCAGGCGCAGGGGAUGUUCUCGGCGACGCUGUAUGUGCUACUGAUCUGCGCGCCGCUGAACGCGUUUAUGAACUGGUUGUUCGUCUGGCAAUUUAAAUGGGGCUUCAUCGGCGCUCCUAUCGCCGUCGCCCUAACCGACACUCUCCUGCCCAUCUUCCUCUUCCUCUACGUGUACCUGAUCGCCGGCCGUGAGUGCUGGGGCGGCUUCACCUGGCGCGCCUUCCGCAACUGGGGUCCUAUGAUCCGGCUCGCGCUCCCGGGACUCGUCAUGGUCGAGGCCGAGUUCCUCGCCUUUGAGAUCCUGACGUUGAGCGCGAGUUGGAUGAGCACCACACACCUGGCCGCGCAGUCGGUCGUCGCGACGGUAACUGCCCUGACGUACCAGGUCCCGUUCCCAGUCAGUAUCGCGGCGAGCACGCGGAUCGCGAAUCUGAUUGGCGCGACGCUGGCUGAUGCGGCGAAGAUGGCGGCGAAGGUCGCGAUGGUCGCGGCGGUCUUCAUAGGACUGCUGAACAUGAUCUUGCUGUCGAGCCUCAGGAACUGGAUCCCGCAGCUGUUUACAGGCGACGAGGGCGUGAUUCGCCUGGUUGCAAGCGUUCUGCCGCUGUGUGCGGCGUUUCAGCUGUUUGACUCCCUCACGGCCAACUGCAAUGGCAUCCUGAGGGGGCUGGGGAGGCAGGAGAUUGGUGGAUAUAUCAACCUUUUUGCGUAUUAUGCGGUGGCUAUGCCGAUUAGCUUUGGCACGGGAUUUGGGCUUGGGUGGGGACUGCAUGGGCUAUGGGCGGGUCCUGCUAUCGCAUUGGCGCUGGUGGCGGCGCUCGAGGUAUGGCAUAAGAACCGGCUCUUGAGCACUUUCGUGUAUCUUGAAGAGAACUUUAGCCAUUUCAGCGAAGACGCCUUGGACAUUUCCGAGUGCCUGCAAUGGAAACAUUUGAAGCUCGACUAG